AUGACAGCAGUGAUUCACGCCGUGAGGUCGGGCACAUCUGAAGAUUUGGCACUUCUCGUCCAGCCUGGCGAAGAGUUGAACCGACACGACCUUAACGGCUACACAGCCCUCCAUUCCGCCUGCGAAAGCUGUAAACUCAACGAGCUCAGUAUGCUCCUGGAGUACAACGCCAAUGUCAAUCAUCCCACUAAGGUGGAUCAAUCUUGUCCCCUCCACUUGGCCGCGAAGUCGGGAUUUGUGGAAGGUGUAAUCAGACUCAUUGAGAAUUAUGCCAAUUUGGAGGCAGUCAACAAAUAUGGGCUCACUCCUCUCUUGGUCGCCUGCCGAGAAGCCAAAUCGGAAGUUGUGAGUGUCCUUAUUGAAGCUGGAGCCGAUGUCAAUCACAUUUCGUUUGAGGGACAUACAGCACUGUACUAUGCAAUAUCGAAUGGGAUGGAUUCUUCAAUUGACCUUCUUCUGCGGGCAGGGGCAAGAGUGAAUACAGCAGGAAAAGGAGGCAAAACCGCCGCUCACUAUGCUGCUGAACAGGGUUGGUGUAAUGCUCUUCGACGCAUUGCUAUUGAAGGAGCUGAUUUCAACAUACGAAAUUGGCGAGGCUGUGGUGCCCUCCACUACGCCGCUCUGCGGGGGAACAUUGAGAGCGCCAUGGUCUUGGUGGAAAACGGUGCCGACGUUGAUCUUGAGGAUUACAACGGUGCGACACCACUAAUUAAUGCAUGCAGAGCUAAUCAAUAUGCAAUGGUCAGCUUUCUCCUUGAACAAAAUGCUGACGCAAAUAGACAAAAUAAACAGGGUGAAUCACCGCUUUUGAUGUCCUGUCGACAAGGUUAUUUAAAGAUUGUACAACUCCUCCUUGAAAGCGGAGCCAAUCCUAGAAUAUGCAAUAACAAUGGAACUACAGCACUGCACAUUGCUAGCAAGCAUGGCAAUGAGGAAUUAUACAACCUCCUUCUCAAUUUCGGUGCCGAUCGAUUUGCAAGGGAUUCUCGCAAUCAAACACCUCGAGAUUUGAACAUGUUAGUUGUCCAGAAUCGCCGCUUCACACCGUCUCCCCUGUUGAAUCGUUCACCUACUCCUAUUUGCUUCACUCCGGAGUUAAGAUGCGUGUCUCCGUAUAUCGGGACCUCAGACAUGGCAGAGCGUAUGCGAUACAUACGCUCCCAGUCAACAUCAUCUCUGCGUAACCAGACUUCACUUAUCGCUUCACUGCGCGAAUCGCGGUCACGAGCCAUGCAAUCCCAGAUGAAUGGAGGCGCUAACCUAUCUCUACCCAGAGCAAAUACUGCUAGUCCAUUCAACGGCCGUUAUAGGACAAAGACCCGUCCGAAUUUACUGGCAAGAUUUAAUAGGAAUUCUGACGAGUCUAGCUCAACCUCGUCUCCUCCCAUUGCGACUCAGAAGCCUACAAAUUUACCUCAAACUCGUUCAUCCUCUCCGCCAUCAAAUGGGAGUUCAGGAGAGGAGAAACCAGGAAAUGGCAAUCUUCCUCCAAUAAAACCGAAAUAUAUAAAGGAGGUCAAAUCAAAAUCAGGUAUUAUGAUCUGCUACGAACCUGGGUCAAUCCGAGAAAACCAUCCAUAUGAAAAUCCCAACGCUUUACCUGCUGUACAAAACGGAGACGUCCUAAAGGCCCAGGAAGCUCUUAGGUGGGGAGCCAACGUUGAAGCCCAUGACUCUCAUGGCAAUACACUUUUGUUGAUAGCGACAGAAGCGGGCAAUUUGGAAAUGGUCAAAUUACUACUCAGGUAUCAAGCGGAUGUGAGUGCGACGGACCCCGAACUUUCAGAUACACCACUGCAUCGGGCUGCAGGUGGAGGAUACAUUGAGACCUUGGAUCAGCUUCUUAAGGCCGGAGCAGAUCCGAAUGCUCAAAACUACGAGAAGGAAACUCCUCUUCACAAGGCCAUACGAACAGACGGGGAGAAAAUGGUCAAAAUGCUAAUUUCCGCUAAAGCAAAUGUCAACGCUCAAGAUGCCUUUGGAACGACACCACUCGCUCUUUCUGCUUCAAAGGGUAACUUAUAUGCUCUGCAACUUUUGCUUCACUUCGGUGCAGACCCAAAUCUCAAAGAUCUGCGGAAAUCAAGUCCUCUUAGGUGUGCCUUUGAGGCUAAGAGAUAUGAUAUCAUUCCUGCUCUAGCUACUGCUGGUGCAGAUGUGAAUGAGACUUGCUUGCGUGGACGCACGAUGUUGCACGAUGCAGCAACAAUAGGAGAUGCGAAAAUGGUACGUGUUCUGAUUGAAGUUGGCUCUGCGGUGAACGCUAAAGAUGACUGGGGCAACACCCCUCUCCAUCUCGCCUGCAAAUACGGUCACUACGAGGCCGCUGAACAACUUCUGGAAGCAUUUGCUCCCUUGCAUGAUAUCAAUGAGGCGGGUGAAUCGCCCCGAGAUCUUGCUGAGGCCUCUGGUAAUGCUGCGCUCUCAGUUCUACUGCAAGCGAUGACAGAAACGGAUGAAAGUGACGCCUAG
Rodentolepis nana is the source of this 2472-nucleotide messenger RNA. The record is from the annotation of a GenBank genome assembly. NCBI's taxonomy places the organism in Eukaryota, Metazoa, Platyhelminthes, Cestoda, Cyclophyllidea, Hymenolepididae.